This is a messenger RNA of Cylicostephanus goldi, 294 nucleotides long. The record is from the annotation of a GenBank genome assembly. Lineage: Eukaryota; Metazoa; Nematoda; Chromadorea; Rhabditida; Strongylidae.
AUGAUGUUGUUUUGGCGUAGACACGAAGAAGAGAUAGCUGGGAUUGUAUACAAAGCAACCGUUACGCAUCUAGAGCUCGAGGCACAAUAUGUAUAUCCUGGAUUGUUGUUGGAUGUGAAAUUUUCUGGCUUGUACGUUGGUUUGGUAUUGUCGCAAGCAUUUUCGGUGCAGCUUCCUGCAGAGUGGCAUCGAUGGCUUGACUCCGAGACAAGCUCAUGGUCUCUAGAGAAGAACUCGAUUAUUAUGUUGCGUAUACUGCCAAGUGUGAUGGAGAUAAUACCGACGUUGAUCUGA